GGGGAGGCGUCAGUUCACGUCGGCCUCACUUGCAGCGUCUUCUCCUGCCAACUGCCCUGACAGUAGCUCCGGGCUGAGAUGGAGACGUGAGCCUGCAUGGACGAUGACUGCAGUGUUUGUGAAUGGAGGCGGCCUGGUGAACACGCACAGUGACAGGUGGGACUGGAGGGAGAGCGCGGAAAGCAACUGUCAGACGGAGUGCGGCAAGGAGGGUGCGGGGGAUCAGCCACGCCAGCUGACACCCUUUGAGAAACUGACUCAGGACAUGUGCCAAGAUGAGACGGUGGUGAGGGAGAUCACACUGGGGAAACGCAUAGGCUUCUACCGGAUUCGCGGGGAGAUCGGAAGCGGAAACUUUUCCCAGGUCAAGCUCGGGGUUCACUCCCUAACCAAAGAAAAGGUGGCCAUUAAGAUUCUAGACAAGACCAAGUUAGACCAGAAAACCCAAAGGCUGCUAUCCAGAGAAAUUUCCAGCAUGGAAAAGUUGCACCAUCCCAACAUUGUCCGUCUUUAUGAAGUCGUGGAGACCCUGUCCAAGCUCCAUCUGGUGAUGGAGUACGCAGGAGGUGGGGAGCUCUUUGGGAAAAUCAGCACUGAGGGGAAGCUUUCCGAAUCGGAGAGCAAGCUCAUCUUCUCCCAGAUCGUGUCUGCCGUAAAGCACAUGCAUGAAAACCAAAUUAUUCACAGAGAUCUGAAAGCGGAGAAUGUCUUUUAUACCAGUAGCACGUGUGUGAAGGUGGGAGAUUUCGGAUUCAGCACUGUAAGCAAAAAAGGUGAAAUGCUGAACACGUUCUGCGGCUCUCCGCCCUAUGCCGCACCUGAACUUUUCCGAGAUGAACACUAUGUUGGUGUUUAUGUGGAUAUCUGGGCCUUGGGGGUCCUUUUGUACUUCAUGGUGACUGGUAUGAUGCCAUUUCGAGCAGAAACUGUGGCCAAACUUAAGAAGAGCAUCCUUGAGGGGACCUACAGCAUACCCCAGCAUGUGUCAGAGCCCUGCCACCGGCUCAUCCGAGGAGUCCUUCAGCCCAUACCUACGGAGAGGUCUGGGAUCAACUACAUCAUGAACAGUGAGUGGAUGAGAGGGGUGCCACACCCCACCCCUCUGGAACCUUUUCAACUGGAUCCUAAACAUCUGUCGGAAACCAGCACCCUCAAGGAAGAGGAAAACGAGGUGAAAAGCACUUUAGAACACUUGGGGAUUACGGACGAGCAUAUCAGAAAUAACCAAGGGAGAGACGCCCGAAGCUCUAUCACGGGGGUCUACAGAAUCAUUUUACACCGAGUGCAAAGGAAAAAGGCGUUGGAAAGUGUCCCAAUAAUGAAACUACCAGAACCUAAGGAAAGGGACCUGAAGAAAGGCUCCCGUGUCUAUAGAGGCAUAAGGCACACGUCUAAGUUGUGUUCAAUUUUAUAAAUUGCACCAGGCAGCUUUGGCAACUAACCACCAACAGUUUCUGCUUUUAACUUUUCUCAUGCACACAUUUUUUUUGUAAACUUUUAAACCUAAAUAAAAUUUAA
This is a messenger RNA of Acomys russatus (golden spiny mouse), 1518 nucleotides long. It is a transcript of the gene Nim1k, whose product is annotated as NIM1 serine/threonine protein kinase. NCBI's taxonomy places the organism in Eukaryota, Metazoa, Chordata, Mammalia, Rodentia, Muridae. The record is from RefSeq and is a predicted model, not a curated record. Gene Ontology annotation, biological process: protein phosphorylation; microtubule cytoskeleton organization; intracellular signal transduction. The transcript has 3 exons. Gene Ontology annotation, cellular component: cytoplasm. Gene Ontology annotation, molecular function: protein serine/threonine kinase activity; ATP binding; tau-protein kinase activity. The coding region runs from base 104 to 1414 and encodes 436 amino acids.